AUGAUCGGUGUUUCUGUGGAUUCGCCCAGCUCGCGGGUGCACAUUUCCAGCCCACGCAGGCUCUUCGUUGGGUCACCGGUGACUCACCAGGUCCUUUGUGAGGUGAGUCCGCCAAAUCUGGACAGGCUGAGCCGCGACGCCAGCUCGCUGUCUGAGGACCUGGACGAGCUCCGCGCCAAGAUCAAGCGCCUGGAUGUGCCAAAGCUGCCCCUGGAGAGCCGAUCCCCGGCGCACUUCACGGUGUCCACGGUGUCCACGGAUCUCAGCCCAGUGGUGGCCAUCAGCGACAAAGUGGAGUGCGUGAAGCACGACCUGGCUACAGAGACACGGCACCGCAUUGCCCGGGACGACGAAAACGGGCAGAGGCUGCAGGUCCUGCAGCAGACCCUGGACGCGAAGAGCAGCCAGCAGCACGAUAUGGAGCUUCACCUGCAGAGGCUGCACCAGUGGAUGCAGAAGCUCGAGCUGCGCAUUGAGGAUGGUGCCAAAGAUCUGAUCUUCCGCAAGGAGACUGAGGAGGCGCUGCGCCGGGCCAUUGCAGAACUCUCGGAGGAGGUGAAGGCGGAGCGAAGGGAGCGGACUUCCCACGACGAGGACCUGUUGCGCCAAAUCUCCAAGGGUGAGGCUCGGCUCGACGACGAGAAGAAGCUGCGCGAGGAAGCGGAUCAGGCCAUGCGCCAGGAGUUCGCAGUAGACCGGGAGGCAGCUCGGAGGUUGGAGCAGCGGUGCAAGGAGGCCUCGGAAGCCUGGGCUCUGAAGUCAACUUCUUUGGAGAGCGGCAUUUUUGCCGAGAAGGCGGCGAGGGAUGCAGAGGUGCGCCGACUUGAUCAAGCCGUGGCUGAGAUCUCUGCCAGCGUCCGUGCCGGUCUGGAGAAGAUGGAGAGGAAGGUCGCGGAUUUGCAGGAGAAGCUUCACAAGGAGUUCGAGGGAAAGUUGAUGGCCCAGAGGAGGACUGCAGACAGCGAACUCGACAAGAAGAUCUCUGACCUCAAGGACACCGUGGAUGCCAACGCAGAGUCCGCUAGGACAGCCCGCGAAGCAAUCCGUGCCGAGAUGGCACGCGAGCGCCAGUCCCGCGAGGCGCAAGCUGAUUUGCUGGCGUCCAACUUCAAGGACAGCUUGCAGGCUAAGCUGGAUCCGCUCAUGGGCCGCAUGUCCGACGUGCAGCGGCGCGCCGAGGAUAUCACCAGCCGAGUUGGCAAAGACCUGGAGGUGGCGCGAGCUGCGCUGGAAAGUCUCAUUAAGGACGAGCAAGAAGCGCGUGAGGCGGCAGUGCAGCUUGCCAAAGCUGCGUGCAAGGAGGAGGCGCAGACGUUGGCCAGCAGCAUUGCAGGCUUGAAGUCCAGCCUCAAGGAUAUCGGGGAGCAGCUGCAAUCGGAUAGCGCCAUGAAGGCGCAAGAGCUGCGCAAGGAAGUCGCCCGGUGCGACGAGAAGAUUCGAGAGCUGCGCCAGGAGAUGCACAAUCGAGCAGAGGACCAGCGCACCAAGGCAGAGAAACACGAUGAAGACGAUCGUGCCAGAGAACACCAGAUCAAACUGAACGAGGAGCGUAUUGAACACGUUGAAGGCUUUGUCCGACGUUUGAAGGAGAGCUGUCGAUGA
This is a messenger RNA of Effrenium voratum, 1602 nucleotides long. NCBI's taxonomy places the organism in Eukaryota, Dinophyceae, Suessiales, Symbiodiniaceae. The record is from the annotation of a GenBank genome assembly.